Messenger RNA from Talaromyces marneffei, 354 nucleotides. RefSeq lists its product as uncharacterized. The record is from RefSeq and is a predicted model, not a curated record. The coding region runs from base 1 to 354 and encodes 117 amino acids. Lineage: Eukaryota; Fungi; Ascomycota; Eurotiomycetes; Eurotiales; Trichocomaceae. The transcript has 2 exons.
AUGCCUCCUUACACAUUAGACAUCACUUUUCUUGGCCCAAUCGAAGGAUGGCCCAGUCCAAAGAAAUUCGACCUGCAGACCUUUAUCACUUCUUCAGUCAACCGAUAUGCCGCCUGGCUUCAUAAAGAAUAUGAUAUUGAGUUCUGUUCCGCGGUGAUUCGAAACAAUUCUAGUGGCUGUAUUCAUGGCGGCGAUCGUAACACUAGCGAUUCUCGAGAUCAUAUCACCGUGAAUUUUAAGAACUCAUGGCUGAACGAGAGAGGAUGCCACCGGCCAGCACAUAUCGUGGUGGAUACUGAUAAUCAACAAGUGCUCUAUGAUGCUUCGACGCUGUUUGGAGUACCUCAGGAUUAA